Molecule: messenger RNA, 1323 nt
Organism: Malassezia globosa CBS 7966
Lineage: Eukaryota; Fungi; Basidiomycota; Malasseziomycetes; Malasseziales; Malasseziaceae
Exons: 1
Coding region: 1-1323 (440 amino acids)
Biological process (GO): lipid metabolic process
Cellular component (GO): membrane
Molecular function (GO): oxidoreductase activity, acting on paired donors, with oxidation of a pair of donors resulting in the reduction of molecular oxygen to two molecules of water
Source: RefSeq, a predicted model, not a curated record
AUGCCGCCAAUUCAACUGGGUUACCGCAAUGGUGUGCUUGAGCAUCCACACGCCCAGCUUGCCAUGUGGGAUGCGUACAAGGUUGCGAACCAUAAUGACCAUGUUAAUACAGAGCGAAUCAAACAUUUCCCACUGCCGGUAGACAUGCUAGAGCCACCGCCGACCGAGAUUUCAUUAGGACGUGAAGCCAAAAUUUCAGCAGCAUUCGAGGACUUGCAUCAACAACUAAAAGACGCCGAUAUGUACAAGCUACGUCCUUGGAAUUACGUGCGCGAGUGCAUUCGAUAUGUCCUCUUUGCUUACGGUGCCUAUGCGUUUUUCCAAUGGGCACAAAACAUGCCCACGUCUGGCGCCCUCCGAACACUUACGUAUAUGGCAUCGGCCGCAUCACUUGGUGCUCUGUGGCACCAGGUUGCCUUUACUGCGCAUGAUGCUGGUCAUACAGGUAUCACGCAUAUCUAUUGGCUGGAUAGGCUUAUUGGUGUGUUGGUUGCAUCUUAUGUUGGUGGCUUGUCACUAUUAUGGUGGUGCGAUAACCAUGAUGUGCAUCAUCUAGUGACAAAUCAUCCAGAGCACGAUCCAGACAUUCAACAUAUGCCUAUUUUUGCCAUAAGCCCUCGAUUUCUCCCGUCCAAAUCCAAGCCGGAGAAACAUGAGCCCAUGGGUCUGUGGUCCUCAUACUAUCGACGUGUCAUGCCGUUUGAUGCGGCUGCGCGCUUCUUGCUGCGACAUCAACACAAGCUGUACUUUGUAAUCAUGUCUGUCGCGCGCUUCAACCUAUAUGCCCUAUCGUACUCAUUUCUUUUCCUUCGCGCGCGCCGGGAUAAAUGGUUUUACAUCGAGUCGAUUGGUUUGUCAGUGUUUUGGUAUUGGUUCACGGUGCACGUUUUGGCAAACCUCCCGACCUGGCCACUCCGUAUCGGAUACCUGCUUUUGUCCCAUAUUGUCACGAGCCCCUUGCAUGUCCAGAUUGUUCUCUCACACUUUGCACAAGACACUCGCGACUUGGGUCCCCAAGAAUGUUUCGCAUCUCGCCAGAUUCGCACGACUAUGGACGUCGCGUGUCCAACAUAUCUGGACUUUUUCCAUGGUGGUCUGCACAUGCAAGUAGCGCACCACCUUUUCCCUCGCCUUCCCAGGCACAAUUUGCGUGAGGCGCGCGACAAAUUCGUCGAGCCAUUCUGCAAUUCACAAGGUCUCACGUACGAAGAAAUGAGGUUCGUGCCCGGAAACAACAAGGUUGUAGCGCGUCUUCAAGAAAUUGCGUACCAAGUGCAUGUUUUGUGUUGUGUCGCUCAAGCACAAGCACAAGGCACUUUAUGA